Anarrhichthys ocellatus (wolf-eel) is the source of this 2640-nucleotide messenger RNA. RefSeq names its product otolin 1b (gene otol1b). Gene Ontology annotation, molecular function: protein binding. The record is from RefSeq and is a predicted model, not a curated record. The transcript is spliced from 5 exons. Lineage: Eukaryota; Metazoa; Chordata; Actinopteri; Perciformes; Anarhichadidae. The coding region runs from base 141 to 1598 and encodes 485 amino acids.
CAGAAAGACCUGGAGCUCCUGGGGCUGCCUCUGAGCCACCGCUAGAAAGGAUAAAUGACCAUACCACUUAUGCAUCACUGGUGGAUUGACAAUGAAAUGAAAUCAAACGAACAGAAGAAAAGAACCGAUCCCAGUCAAUCAUGAGGAUUAUCUCCUGUCAGUCAACCCUUGUGGCUGUAGUUGUGGUUACACUCGCUGUGGUGUCCUGUGCUGAAGCUAAGACUACACAGAAGCCGAAGUACCAGUACACCAAGAAGCCCCUCCCUCAGAUCACCGUGCACAGCCCUGUAACCACCAGCAUGCCCAAGACUCUCAAGACAGUGCCGAGCGCAAAUCCUGUGAAGCCCCAACCGCUGCCCCCCACAGAGAGGACCACCAUUCCAAAUCACGUCUACCCACAGGACUACACAGAGGGCACCGAGCAGGGGGCUCCUGAGAAUUACACUCUAGAUUACAAUGAGUGCUACUUCAACUUCUGUGAGUGCUGUCCACCUGAGAGAGGCCCCAGGGGGCCAAAGGGAGACAGAGGCCUGGAAGGGCCACCAGGUGAUAGAGGCCUUACAGGAGCAGCUGCUUUACCUGGCCAACCGGGAGUCAGUGGUCCUAUGGGCUUAAGAGGAGACAAAGGGGAUAAAGCAGACAAAGGAAGCAGUGGAACAGGCGGGGCACCAGGAGUUCCAGGGAAAUUAGGACAAAAAGGUGAUGGUGGCGCAACAGGUGAGAAAGGUGAAAUAGGGUUGCAAGGUGUCAAAGGUGAUGGUGGGGUGAAAGGGGAACCUGGCAAGAAUGGGACUGCUGGCGAGAAAGGAGAACCGGGAAAAGAGGGGCCAGCUGGACCUCCGGGAGUGGCUGUUGAGAUAGGUCCAAAAGGCAACAAGGGGGAUAAUGGGGAGUGUGGCACUUUUGGGGAGAGAGGACAGAAAGGUGAGCGAGGGGAUACGGGAUCUCCUGGCAUUCCAGGAGCGAUGGGCAUUCCAGGAAUGAACGGCAAGCAUGGUUCCCCAGGUCCUGGUGGCGUCCGUGGGGAUCACGGCCCUCUAGGACCACAAGGAGAGCCAGGGCUUAGAGGACCUCAGGGUCCACAAGGCAUAAGAGGGAUGCUCGGGCCAAAAGGGGACAGAGGUUUCCCUGGGAAGAGAAGUGAGCGGGGCAUUCGUGGAUUCAAAGGAUCAAAGGGAUCAGAGUAUCUCCAGAAACGCUCAGCCUUCAGUGUAGGUAUCUCUCCAAGAAAGUCCUUUCCUCCCUCUGGCUUCCCGAUCCGCUUCGACAAAGUCUUCUACAACGAAGAGAGCCACUUCAAUGUCACUUCCAACAGCUUCACAUGCGUCCACGCUGGGGUUUACGUCUUCUCCUUCCACAUCACUGUGCGCAAUCAGCCACUGCGCGCCACGCUGGUGGUGAACGGGUCACGGCGGGUAAGGACGCGGGACUCUCUGUAUGGUCAAGACAUCGACCAGGCGUCCACUCUCGUGGUGCUGCAGCUGGUGGUGGGUGAUCAAGUGUGGAUGGAAACGCUCAGAGACUGGAACGGGGCAUAUGCCAGCAGUGAGGAUGACAGCAUCUUCUCCGGGUUCCUGCUUUACUCAGACACAGCCUGAUCUUCUACUGAAAACAUCUUUUAUGGGACUGUUCAAUCUUGAUCCCUGACAAGGGACAAAUACUCGUGGUGCUACACUACACUCAUUAUGAACUGCUCAAAACUUGUACUGCACACAAGUAUGAAAAUGUAAGGACUGGCAAUAUCAAGAUCAUGUUAUUGUAUUAUUAUCUCACUAGUAUCUUAUUAUAUUACCUUUUACCUUCUGAAUUAAACAAAAGUCUUGUUUACUGCUGGUAUAUUUAUUUACAAUUAUUUACAAUUUUCCAUCUACACAACCCUCGUCAGGAAUAUAAACAUGCAUCACAACAGAGAUGCAGGGUAAAUUAUCCAAUCCACAAGAAUGAGGUCAUUUUGAGAAGACACACACAUUGCUACCCAGGUAUCCAUUAGAAGGCAAUUAAAAAAUGACAAUAUCAGAAGAAAGCAAAAUGGCAAAGAUACAAUGAUGUGACUUAAAUUCAUGAUAAAACUAAUAGACCGAAACGUUGUUAAUAAAUAUACCAGCAGUAAGCGUGACAGUACAGGAGUUUUAAAUAUACAUAUACACACAUAUAUAUUAAAAUUGUGUUUGCCACCAAGUGUGCAGAUGUUUUUAUGUUUUUUUUAACCUCUCCAAGCCCUGCACAGUGUUCCUUAACCAUGCACGUUGCCUGAAGUGUUUAUUGAUCUAUCUGUAGUGUUGCCCUCAUUUAAACGAAAUGACCACGUGUCACACCUACACAAAGAUGUUCCUUUACCACUUGAUUCUUACUUUUUCCUGUCUCCCAUAUCUUUGUUUACUGCUGUCGUUGUCACACUCUGACUUCUGCUUCCUGUUCAUCUACACUUUCCCUGAUGGCCUUGGCCAUCUAUCAAAUUGCAAAGACUGAGACAUACAAAUUCAUGAUGUAUGUGUUAAGCAAACAAAGAAUAUCACUGUGACCUAUAAAUAACAAUUCUUAUGUAAAUCUUUUUUCGUUUGUGUUAAUAUACAAAUACUUCUAAUAUGUAAGCAGUAUUUCUGUGCAAUUGUAAAAAGAGUUAAUUGAAAAUAAAAUCCA